UUCUAUGCACGUUUUCUGUGGUAGUACAAAAAUACUGACUGUUUAAAAUGCAUCUAAGACCUGUGUUAAUUCUUGUAUUAGUAUUGUCUUUGACAGAAAUCCACAAUGCGGAAGCAACUCCCACAAACAAAAGAAUUAGUUCUAGGAUAAUCGGUGGUACAAAUGCUUACGCAGGCCAGUUUAAAUUUGCCGCUGCUAUAACAGUUCAUACAGAAACCAGCAGAUUCUUUUGCUCGGGAGCUCUUAUCACUAACCAAUGGAUUUUAACAGGUGGUCAAUGCGUUAAUGGAGCUACUCUAUUCACAAUCCAGUUAGGAUCGAACACACUCAAUGGUGAUGACUCAAAUCGGGUGACUGUCGCCACAUCAGAAUACUCUUUGCACCCAGAUUUUAACCCAGCAACACUGGAGAACGAUAUAGGGCUUAUCAAACUCAGAAUUCCAGUGGAACUUACUGAUUACGUUGAUACCAUAGAUUAUUUGCCUACGGUUCCAGUACAAGUUGCGACAAGCCUUUUGUCACUAGGAUGGGGACAAAUUAGUGAUGAUGAUCCUGAGCUAGCCAACCAUCUCAACUGGGUUCAAGUGACUUCAUUAUCCAACAACGAAUGCAAGCAGUCCUACGGGAGCCAAAUUACCGACAAUAUGGUUUGCGUAAGCGGAAAUUACAAUGAAGGAACUUGCAUUGGAGAUAGCGGUGGACCACUGGUACAUGUUGUCAGCAGAGGCCAAAUGGUACACACUGGGGUCUCAAGUUUUAUAAGCGGAAAUGGUUGCCAAAGUACUGACCCUUCGGGUUAUACAAGAACAUAUCCGUACCUUAAUUGGAUAAAAAAUAUAACCCUUAUUUAAUAAAGAUUUUUGAUGAAAAAACGAGUUGAAAUAACGUAUUGUAGUCGCAGAUUUCUUACUGUACCACCAUUUUUUUAACAAGACAAUAGAAUACCGUUAUCGGAACACUUCAAAACAAAGGAUUAGUAAAAUAACUUUGCAAAAAAUGCUAAAAAUGUGUACAUACGUUCAAUUUAUGAUAAUUGAUAAGAUAAGAGUUAAAGGUAGCAUUAAGAAGGUGAAACAAUAAAAACAGUAAAAGAAGAACGCCCAGAUUAGAAUAAAACAUGAAAUUCCUGCUUCUAUUGUGCAUACCUUUAGUGUAUGGUUAUAUCGUACCUGAG
Zophobas morio is the source of this 1174-nucleotide messenger RNA. RefSeq names its product brachyurin-like. NCBI's taxonomy places the organism in Eukaryota, Metazoa, Arthropoda, Insecta, Coleoptera, Tenebrionidae. The transcript is spliced from 7 exons. Gene Ontology annotation, biological process: proteolysis. Gene Ontology annotation, molecular function: serine-type endopeptidase activity. The record is from RefSeq and is a predicted model, not a curated record. The coding region runs from base 48 to 851 and encodes 267 amino acids.